AUGUCCUCAGAUCCCCUCUCAAACUUCGGUUGUCUGGAUGAGCUAAUUCAGGUGAUAUACCAAAGUGUUAACCGAUUUGUAGUACUUUCGACCGUCUCUGACGAUAAAUGGAAUAUUCAUCUCGGACUCUGUGGGCCAGAAGGUCGGUGGUGGCAUGGAAGCUGGACUGCAGCCGAUGUAGUCAAAGUCAUCGUAUGUCCACUCUUCGAGGCAGCUGAAGUGCCAAAAACUAAAGCGGUCGAGCAGGGAUCGAAAGCAUCAGAUCAUCUGAUAGAGAGUUUUGCUGAAAAGCUCGCGGAGGCGUUUGCUGAAGGCGAACUUGUCGUCGGAAAUUGGAGUUCUGAUGAAGGUGCAGAAAUUAAGGUGAACCUCCAUCGCACUGGUUAG
Molecule: messenger RNA, 387 nt
Organism: Laccaria bicolor S238N-H82
Lineage: Eukaryota; Fungi; Basidiomycota; Agaricomycetes; Agaricales; Hydnangiaceae
Exons: 1
Coding region: 1-387 (128 amino acids)
Source: RefSeq, a predicted model, not a curated record